Larimichthys crocea (large yellow croaker) is the source of this 7307-nucleotide messenger RNA. RefSeq names its product endoplasmic reticulum oxidoreductase 1 beta (gene ero1b). Gene Ontology annotation, cellular component: endoplasmic reticulum membrane; endoplasmic reticulum. The record is from RefSeq and is a predicted model, not a curated record. The coding region runs from base 360 to 1928 and encodes 522 amino acids. Gene Ontology annotation, molecular function: protein-disulfide reductase activity; FAD binding; thiol oxidase activity. Gene Ontology annotation, biological process: protein folding in endoplasmic reticulum. Lineage: Eukaryota; Metazoa; Chordata; Actinopteri; Sciaenidae. The transcript has 16 exons.
UAACCGGAAGUAAAACUAAUUUCUGUUUCGCUAACUUGAUGCUUAAAGGGGAGGCUGGUGGACAAAAACUUCACGAGUCAUGCACCAUUUUAAAACAAUGACCCCGGGUCUGUAAGGGGAUUUAGAGGUCUAGGUGUCCGUGUGAGGGUCUUCAGACAGCGGGCUGCUCAGUUCACCGACUCGCUCUGCUUUUUAUAGGCGCUGUUAGCCUGCGGAUGCUAACUUCAGCUAGCCCGAAGCUAACGUUACCGUAGCUACCAACUCGCCACACAUCAGGACGAGCCCGAGCUGAGCGAAGUGCUGCUGCUUUUUGUCGUUGUUUUUAUUCCCCCACCGGUUCACCACCAGCUCAGUGAGUGAUGUGGAAAGUAACUUUACCGGCGUUUGGUGUUUUACUGCUGGCCUGGUUCUUCGGGAACUUUGUUCUGGGUUGGUUUCAACAAAACAACGUAAAACCUCAAACGCAGCACAGCGAGCACCCGAGCAGAGCCGCAGACAGUCCGGACCAGAGCUGCCUGUGUCAUCUGACGGGAGUCCUGGAUGACUGCUUCUGUGAUGUUGAAAGCAUCGACGUCUUCAACAACUUCAAGAUUUACCCUCGUAUCAAGAGGCUGACGGAAAAAGACUACUUCAGAUACUACAGAGUGAACUUGAAGCGACCAUGUCCCUUCUGGCCUGACGACGGACAUUGUGCCAUCAAAGAUUGCCAUGUGGAACCCUGUCCAGAGAGUAAGAUCCCGGUGGGCAUCAAGUCUGGGAACUACAACAAGUACUCCCAGGCAGCGAAUACGAUGUCAGACAUGACAGAGUGUGAACAGGCCAAAGAACUGGGCGCCAUCAACAGCACCCUGAGUAACCAGAGUAAAGAGGCUUUCGCUGACUGGGCGAGACAUGACGAUGCUCAGGACCACUUCUGUGAGCUAGAUGAUGAAACCUCUCCAGAUUCAGAGUAUGUGGAUCUUCUGCUGAAUCCAGAGCGAUUUACUGGAUACAAGGGUUCUUCAGCCUGGAGAGUGUGGAACAGCAUCUAUGAGGAAAACUGCUUCAAGCCCAGAUCAGUGUACCGACCUCUCAACCCUCUUGCUCCGAGUAGAGGCGAGUCUCAGUUUACAGUUUCAUCAUCUGCACGUUCAACUUGGCUUUCAUUAAUAUCACAACAAUCACUCAAGGAAGCAGGCUUGUCACUCGGCUUUGUGGGAGAUGACGAUGGGGAGGGUUUCUACAAGUGGCUUGAAGGUUUGUGUUUAGAGAAGAGAGUUUUCUACAGACUCAUCUCAGGCCUUCACAGCAGCAUCAACAUCCACCUGUGUGCCGAGUACCUGCUGGACGAGGGUUGGGGCCGCUCAGUCUGGGGUCCAAACGUUCAGGAGUUUCGGCAGCGGUUUGACACAGCAGAGACAAAGGGCGAGGGCACACGGCGGCUGAAGAACCUGUACUUCCUGUACCUCAUCGAGCUGCGGGCACUCUACAAGGUGGCUCCAUAUUUCGAACGAGCAUUUGUCAACCUGUACACCGGAAACACACAGGAGGACAGUGCCACCAAGGACCUGCUACUGGAAGUUUUCAAUGAGAUCAAAUCUUUCCCAAUGCACUUUGAUGAGAAGUCUAUGUUCGCCGGACACAAAAUAGAAGCCAAAAUAUUAAAGGAGGAAUUCCGCCUCCAUUUUAAAAACAUCUCCAGGAUCAUGGACUGUGUCGGCUGCAGUAAAUGUCGACUGUGGGGAAAACUGCAGACUCAGGGCCUGGGUACAGCCCUGAAGAUCCUCUUCUCAGAGAAGGAGAUCCAGAAGCUCCCUGAGCACAGUCCCUCUAAAGGUUUCCAGCUGACUCGACAGGAGAUCGUGGCCUUAAUGAACGGCUUUGGCAGGUUGUCCACCAGUAUAUAUCAGCUCCACAACUUCCGUGUGCUGCUGAAUAAGAACAGGUAACACAAGGUGGUGCGGUGCCAGCCCACAGAGAACUGCAAUAGUCUGAUCCUCGCCCAGAAGAAGAAAUUUUUCAUGGACAUCAGGAUCAGCAGUGAACAGCCCCACAAACUCUCUCUUCCACCCAAUAAUCUCUCUCCUCUUUCCCUCCCGUACCUCCUCCUCUUCCUCCUCAAUCUGGUAGAUCAUGAAUGUUAACUCUUCUGCCUUCUCGCCUACAUCAGAAAAGUCUCAAGGUUCUCAAAAAACAUCUUUGUUUUUCCUCUGCUGUAAAACUUGUCGGCCAGUGACGAACUCUGUCCUUUUUCUUCAUUUAAAUGUUUUCCGGCCCGUGAAAUCAGCGGGUUGCGGCAUUUGACAACCUGAAGGAGUUUGGAAGGAAGUGAUGUCACAGACCAAACAGACGGACUCACAUGCCCAGAUGACUGUGUUUGAUCUAAAGCAGUCGAGGAAAGCAUCUUAAAUCGCUUCAGUGUCUCUUUCUGACCCUGCCCUCUGCUGACAUCACAUCCUGUUGGAUGUAAACCUGAGUCAGACCUUUUACAGCUCUACUGUAAGGAUGUGGAAAUACUUUCUCCGGAGAGAGGACUCGGGACGGGCCAGUCCAGAUGAAAGUGUGUCUCAAUCAUCAGGAUGCUGCUGCCUGUUUUAGUUCUCAUUCUUUUCCUCUUUCACCUUUUUUUUUUGUUUUACAGAGAAGUUUUUUACUCAGAGCCUGAGGAUCUGGACCAACCUGCUCGUGUUUACCAUCUCAGGCCUAAUUUAUGUCAAGCUCGCUAGAAGGAGUGUGUGUCUUUGUGUUUGUGUUUGUGCAGACCUAUGUGAGAAGUUCCCACCAGCCACAUGAUGAUUGUUGAUUUUAGCCGGCCAUUUUGUAGACCUUCAUCUUUUUGUAGACAACGCUGAUUAGACGUGUUUAAUGUCACACAGCAUUUCCCAAUGUGGAUUUCACUGACAAGAUCAGUUUAACUUAACUUUACCUUAACCCAAUGCAGACUCCCAACAUUCACAAUAAGGCAUGUGUUUAGCUAACAUUGGCAAACCUAAGAUGUCACUUUUAACUUUUAAUCAUCUUUAAAAUAUGGUUUUCUUUUCAUCAUAGACGAGCUAGCAUGUGGCAUAUCUAAGUACAGAAAAGGAACAAGCUGACCGAGGUUUGCUCAACUGUGAUUGGAGCACAGACCAAAAAGGGGCGGCGCUUAGUGUACUGAUCUGGAAGUUUUACAGUUAAAAUGAAACUCACUCAAUGCAGCUCACUGGACUGACUCCACAUCAUAUAAUGUGACCCACGGGGAGCUCUCAGUACUUCAAAAACUGGAGGUGAGAAACAAGUUCUCCAAGAAGCUGUGGAUUCAUGGCUGACUGUUAGGAUAGUGAAAAUGGCCAGUGGCCACUGUGGCUAGUGGACGAUACCACCAAGAUGUGAUGUUAACUUUCUGACCAACAUUUGAAAAAGUAGCUAGAAUGAACUGUCUCAGCUCACCUGUGGACAUGUUGUUAAAUAGGUUAAACCAAACUCAAAGUAGCUUUGUGAUAUUUUUUUUAUAUCAUCUCAUGUAAAGUAUGAAGCAAUAGCAUCAAUGUCAGCUAAGGUGCUGAUUUCAGUUUGGCACGUUGGAAAACUUUGGUGCCGAUGGUUUGGUUUUUGUGUUUGUGUGUGUAGGUCAUCAACAGUUGCAGCUAUAAAAUUAUGGACUAUGACUUGAUUCCAUAGUUAAAUAACCAUAAACUUGAUACAGUAGCAAAUGUUUUUGCUCUUUUGCGAUAACUAAUAAUUCUGUUUGUGUGUUUGGAUGAAUGGGUCGUCUGGCUGGCUGGCUGUCUGGUUGCUGCUGUGUAUUUUGAGUAUUUUCUGUUUUUUGCUGCCUAGUUCUCUCCAGCACUCUUGUUGCUUCGGCCAUGUUGUCUUAAUGCACAACUUUAAACAAGAUAGAUUUAUUAGAUUUAUUUAAACUGGGAGUUAUGAAUUGUUAUUGUUUCAGUAUUUUAUUUUAUGCUUAACUGAAAGGGGUGUGAUGACACAGGGAGGAGAGGGACUUUCAUCGAGCGUGCAGGCAGAUCAGCAGAAGGGUGGGAAGUGGAGGUGGAGCGGACGCUGACGGAUGAUGGGGAAAAUGUUUCUCCUUAUAUAUAUUUUUUUAUUAUUACCUUUUUUUUUUUCUUGUCAACAAAUCCCAUGGGCAGACCAAGCUGCAUCCUAUGUGGCUGUGAAAUAAAGCCAAUGCGGCCAAUAACUGCAGUUCCUUGAACGGCCACUUGAGGCUUGCUCCAGAAUGAGUCCAUAUCCAUAAGCCACCAUAUUAAAAUGUCCAACACAGCAGAAAUAAACAUUUUUACAGCCUGGUACAAAAAACUGUACCCGUUCAAAUUAUAUUAAAGCUUAAAGUUAUCCAUAACUAAGAGCAUUUGAUUGACACAAAGUGAGCUUUAAAUAGGUUCAGCUCCACCUACGCUCCAUGUCUUUGGACUAGCGAGGAGGUGGCACAGGCAAGACUGCCAAGUUGGCGGCAGUCAGAGCCACCACACUGAGCUUCACAACGGCUCUUCGGAAACCUGUGGGUGACGUCACAGAUACGACGUUCCUAUUUUAUACUGUCUAUGGUGCAGACUCAAACAAACAAUGUGUUAAUGCUUCUGUCAAUACUGCCUUCCUGUUUGUGGUUCUCAUCUCCAGCUUCUCACACAAAUAUAUAGUUUCAUGUUUAAAAAGCUUCAGUAAUUUUCUAAAAAAAAAGCUGCUCACUAGUUUUUUAGUAAACAAACAGGAAAAGGUGCAUUUGUUGGGGACUAUUUUCAGCGUUAAAUUUAAAUAAGCAACGUCAAACAAGCAAAGACUUAUUAAAGAGCUAUAUACUCCUUAAAAAUUAAACGUAAUGAAACACUUCAAGAUACAAGUUGAUGCUUCAAUUGUUAAAAAUAUUGUUGACCAUUAACAUGGGAUAGUUUCCUUGCCGUCACUCUUAUUUUGUGUAUGUUAAAAUUGUAUAAGAAGACGAUCAGGGCAGCAGGUAGACAACCUGUCGAAUCUAAAUGAGGCGUUUUUCCAGAUUUAGCUGGAUGUUUGUUUUGCUUAGUCAGUAAAAGUAUAAAGCGGACCAAAGAAAUUGUCUACAUUUGUUUUAUGUAUUUUUGUUUGUUUGUGAUGCCCAGAAAGUGUUUGUUUUACUCAGCUGCAUAGUUUGGAGACGUAAUGUUAAGAUAAGUUGUGUUUAAGAUUCUUUUCUUUUUUUUACUGGUCAUACAGUAUAUGUAUGAGGCUUAGGCUGACAUGUCACCUCUAUAUAACAAUUAAAAUGAAAAAUAUUAAAAGUAAUAUUAAAAGUAAAAUUCCAGCUUCUGUUUGCUCCUCUUAUGUGCUUUAAUGGCAUUUAUCACACAAUUUUCUUGGGUUGGGGAGACAGUUCAUUACAAUUAAAGGACUUAAAUAUCAGCCACCAGCAGCUUUAGUCCAAAAUCUAAUCAGUCAAUAUAAUCAGUCAAAUAUGUGAAAAAUGUCUCUUUUUUUGCCCUGAGUUUUGUCUCUAAGGAGAGAUAAAGUAAAGCCUGUAAUGGUACAUACAGGCAAAACAAGUCUCCAAAUUUAAAGACCAACGUUUAUCGAGCAAUAACUUUCGCCCUCAGUGGCUAACACAAUCAUUCCUAUAGCCCUCCUCACAGUAAAAGCCAGAAUUCCCAUUUUGCAGCUUACAGUAAGUGACAUCUUUAAAUGUCACAAGGUUUUGAGAAGUUGGAAACUAUGUUUGGUUAUUAAAUGCUCGAUCAUCAGUGAUUCAUUUUAAUGUUGAUCCCCUAACAAAUUAGAUAAUUGUUUCACUACUUUGACAGUUAUAUUUUACUGUAAAUUUGAUCUUCCUAAGCAAUGACGUACUGUAUAGCAGCCUCUGCACACUGCCAUGGAUUUACAGUAAUUCUAUAUGACCAUAGUGAAGAAAUACAAACCCUACACUGAAUUUAGUUGAGAGUAAAUUAAUUUAAUCGACUUGUGUAGGUUGAGUCUGUGAAACUGUGUGGGAAUCCUGUAAAAUAUUUCUAGAACAUAAACUCCUCCUCAGAUAAAACCAGCAAAAUUAAAAAGGACACGACAGUGAAGCAGUCCAUUGGAGUUGAGAACAGGAAGUGUGAAACAUUCUGUUAGAAAUUUUGAUCCUGAUGCUUCAGAAGCUUCUCAGAGAGGAAACCGUUUGUCUUAUUUUAUGUUAGUUUGAGAAAGAAGGUUUGAGAUUCAUGUGAAUUAAUGAGACAGGAAAUGUGUGUUUCUGUGUGCAAAAUAUAGCGUGUGUGUGUGUUGAUAAUGAUAAAACGUGUGUGUUUUAGUAAGGAUACGGAAGCCUGAGUGUGACAAAUGGAAUAUGUAUAAAUGUAAAGAGACAUGGAAGUAACUGAAACCUAAAUGUAAAAUGUAUUCAGUACUGAAUGCUUAUUACUGCUGAAUUUGGAUUACUGAAGUACUUUCCUUUGAAAACCAUCCAUCUGAAUUUACGUUUAAAAAACUAAAUCAAAGUUGUGUGAUUUCAAACAGUUGAUUGUCUUUUCUUUUACAUGGUCUGAAAGUGUCCAAUGUUCCAAAAACUGUAUGUAAGCUGCUUAACUUCAACUAGUGGUUUUCAGAUGUAAAAGUUUAGGACAAAAGUUGAAGUUGCUCAGAAAAAAUUCAAGAUUAAGAUUCAAACAAACCAAUCCGGAGUACCAAAGAUCAGAGACUGAAUAUAAUUUCAGAAAAGAAGUUCAGAUAGAAGCUAGAAACAGCAAAUUUUUCUAAAUCAAAUUUACAGUAAUUACAUUACUUUUUUGAAAUUACAAAAUCCUAAAUAAUCUACUAGAAAUUAAACAACUGGGUAAAGUAAAAAAAAAAAAAAGUGAUAUUGAAAUGUUAAGAUUGGUUCAGUUGCUUAUAAAAUGUAAACUAUAUUAUCAGUUGUCAGUUAUAUUUAGGACAGUUUAUAAUUUUUUCAGCCUCCAUAAAUGAGACGGUUCAUGUGAACAAAAUACAAAAUUUGUUACAGGAAUUAGAUGCGUGUGUGUGUGUAUGUGUGUGUAUGUGUGUGUAUGUGUGUGUAUGUGUGUGUGUGGGUGUGUGUGUGUGUGUGUGUGUGUGCAUGCCUUCCUCUGAGCCUUGCAUGCCCUCCAGCAGCUGGACGUCCCGUACAGUCCACUUGUCAGCCUUAAACUAAAUCACUAUUUUAGAAAAAGACAAAAAAAAAAAAAAACUUCUUCAUAUUUCUUCAUCUUGAAUCCAAUUGUGUACAGUUUGUAAAAGGCAGCACAAGUUUUCUUUCUUUUGCUUUCAGAUUUCUAUGAAUAUAUAUAGUUGCACCAUGUUGAUGUGUGUGUACCUGUUGAGUAUAUUUAUUUGAAAAGAGGAAUAAAUAUUUCUGGACAUCA